Lingula anatina is the source of this 896-nucleotide messenger RNA. RefSeq names its product transcription elongation factor A N-terminal and central domain-containing protein 2. Gene Ontology annotation, biological process: DNA-templated transcription. Lineage: Eukaryota; Metazoa; Brachiopoda; Lingulata; Lingulida; Lingulidae. The record is from RefSeq and is a predicted model, not a curated record.
AAAGGUCAAGGUAACGGCAAGGAAAGAGCCGAGUAUAAAAUAGUCAUACCUGCCUUGAUUUAGUCGCCUCGCCUUGUAUUUAUACAUGGAUAAAUUUAUUAGAAAAACCCCACGAGAACCUAGGUCGGAAAAAAUCCCUAGGCCAAAGAAAAAGAGCUUAAAGCAGUCCACAAUUGAAUCAUUACAGGGUGUGGUGGUAGUAGAGGAUGUAUUUUACAGCAAGUCUGUUUUAGAAUUAGAGGACCAAAGCAAAGAAAAGAUACUUGAGACAAUGAGCAAUUUGGAGGAAAAGAUCCCCUCUAGGCAAGUUAUGGUAGACACACAGAUAGGUCACACAAUCAACAAGAUGAGAAAACACGAGGACAAAGACAUAGCAUUAGCUGCCAAAAAGGUGUACUUUAAGUGGAAAACUUUCUUCAAGGAGAAAAGAGACAAGCCAAAGAUUGAAGUUAGAUCUGACCUGAAAACUGAGAAAAUGCGGGAGGCAGGAAGAAAAUUUAUCAAAGAAGCUCUGGGAAAGCAUCACAAAGGUUUAGCAGAAAACAUUGAAGUAGAAACUUUCCAGUGCUAUAAGAGAUUGAUAAGUGCAGAAUACAAGAAAACCAUCAGAAAAAUCAUAUUUACUCUCAGACACCAAGAAGAAGUAAAAAGGAAAACUGUUGCUGGUGAAAUGAAAGUAAAUGACUUGAUAAAGUUAUGCUCAAAGGCUUGACUGAAAUUAAGAUGCUUAACUCUUCUUGGGUGCAAAUCAGUAUUGUUUGAUCUCAUGUAAUGGAACAGUAAGAGAGUUUUCAGUUGCAUCAUCAGUUAACCAUUUUAAUAUGGAGUUUUAUAAUGAUGUUAUAUUAUUUUAUGAGAAUUUUAUGCAAUAAAUUAUAUUUGUAUAGUUUUAUAUA